This is a messenger RNA of Entrophospora sp. SA101, 465 nucleotides long. Lineage: Eukaryota; Fungi; Glomeromycota; Glomeromycetes; Entrophosporales; Entrophosporaceae. The record is from the annotation of a GenBank genome assembly.
AUGGGAGAGGUCAGGGAUAGAGUAUUUGAGUUGGGCAGUGAGAGUAUCAGUGAUGGGUUGCCUUUCUUUCAAUUGGGUUAUAUUAAGGGAGAUACUCACGAAGGAUUAAGGAUUGUUUGCCAGAAUAGGAAAGUAAUAGAUCCGAUAGCUAAAAAAGCUGUUGGAAUUACUCCAUUUCCUAAACUAUCCUUAUUCAAAAUAGACACUAACUUCGCUAGCAACUUUUGGAAUAGUUUUUCGGGAUCAAACAUUAGAGAGCUAGAAGGAAUUAAUUUUGUCGAUGAUUUAGUGAUUAAAAAAGUAGAAGGCACUAGUUUGAGUGAUGCAUUGAAUGGUGCUUUUAUGGCAUUCAUUGCUCCUCAUGAUUUUGCUGAUGAUAAUGUUAAAAAAGAUGGCACAAGAAACUAUUAUUAUGACGAGAUAAAAGGCACAGCAACUUUUGCUGAGAAUAAUGGACAAAAAUGA